AUGUGCGUGGUCGACUUGGCGGCUUCAGUGGGAUCGCUUGUCGACGAUGAGUUCGGCACCUCUGACACGGGACUAGUCGUGCCGAGUUCCGUGGGGCUUGUGCCGGGGGAAUCGCCUCCCGAUCGCAGCCGUCGGCAGACGCUGAAGAGGAUGUGCGAGGUUCUAUGGCGUCCGGUGCUGUCUUCCCUGAGUCACGUCAUGAUGCACUGCUCGGACCCCAUCGUUGUGUCGACCGCGGUUGACGGGUACAAGGCCUUCGCCGUAGCCGCGGGGAUCCUGGGUAAGAUGUAA
Molecule: messenger RNA, 291 nt
Organism: Ectocarpus sp. CCAP 1310/34
Lineage: Eukaryota; Phaeophyceae; Ectocarpales; Ectocarpaceae
Source: the annotation of a GenBank genome assembly